This is a messenger RNA of Schizophyllum commune H4-8, 2922 nucleotides long. RefSeq lists its product as uncharacterized. Lineage: Eukaryota; Fungi; Basidiomycota; Agaricomycetes; Agaricales; Schizophyllaceae. Gene Ontology annotation, biological process: regulation of DNA-templated transcription. The coding region runs from base 192 to 2471 and encodes 759 amino acids. The record is from RefSeq and is a predicted model, not a curated record. The transcript has 10 exons. Gene Ontology annotation, molecular function: zinc ion binding; DNA-binding transcription factor activity, RNA polymerase II-specific.
UUUUCCUAACUACCCGUCACCCCCUCGCGGUCGUCCACCCUCUCUUUCUUCCGUCCGUCAUGUCGCCCAGGAGCUCGUCAACGUCGCCGGCCACGUCGCGGAGCGCGUCCGCCCCAUACCCCGCACCCAGGCGCCCGUCGGGGCAGCCAAAGUCAAGCAGGCAGCAGUUCAGCGCGUGCGGCGCUUGUCGCAUGAGGAGAGUGCGCUGCGAUUUGAAGGACCUGCCGUCCGUGAAUGGAUCGCCGCCUGCAUGCUCAAAUUGCAAGGAACGCGGUCUCAAAUGCGUUGACGAGUUCGCAGACGUCAAGGCCGUCAAAUUACUUAGAAGGGGGCGGCGGUUGCAGCAAGUUGAGGCUAUCUACGGCAAAGUCGACAACAACGCAGGACCUGCGCUCGGUGCUAGUGCGCACCGGCAAGUGACGAUACCGAGCCUCCAGCCAGAAUUCUUUAGUUCGCAAUUCUGGAAGCUAUUCCACAUGCAGCGUCCCGUCCUAGAUCCUACAGAGCUUGCAGCUCGAGUGUCGGCGCACGUCAAAGGCAACAAUAGCCUUGGCGCUCCCGGGGAGAUCCUCACGCUGGUCCUGGUUGUCUGGGCGUCCUCUUUCGGUGUCGAUGAACGCGGCGUAUGCGAGCCUUCAUCCGUCGACGAGGACCCCAAUCGAGCCCGCACUCGCAGCGCCAGCACGACGACCAGCGCGCAUGGCCACAAGGCCUGUGAUGCGUCGACAAAGCGGCAAGGCCGGAAAGACCGCACGAUCGCGAUGUUGCGCGAGUUGCUCGAACUCGUCGAUAUGCACGGCCUUUUGCGUAAGCCAUCAUGGGACGGGUGUCGCGCGUUGCUGCUCAUAACGCCGCUUCUUGAGGAUUUUAUUCCUUUGGAACGUAACAACUUCACUGAGGUCGCGCUUAUGCAAGCUCGCGCUCUGUGCUGCUCCCAUGCUGCCUCAUCGCCGCAGUCCCCCGAUCAGACGAUAACACGCCUACGCAUCCUGUCAUACGCCAUCAUCCAAGACGCCUUCACGAAUGGCUUGUCGGGGAAUAGGCUUGUUUUCGAUGAGAUUGACAUCGACACCAUCAAUCGUCUGUCGAUCGCCAUCGGCCACUCGUACUCACCCUACUCGCCGUCGUUCCCCUCCUCCCCAAUGGGCAUGCACUCACCGACCUCCGGCCAAAGUGGCAAUGGAUACCUCUUCAUGAUGCCUUUGCACCUUGCUGCCGUAUGCUGGAAGAUCAACGCGGCCUUGACAAGCGUCUCUGCUCUGCGCCGCAUCGAAGACGGUCAGGGCAUCGAUGCGCAGAGCAUGCGCGAAAUCUGGGAGGGGUUGGAUCGCUGCUGGGAGGAUUUUGACGGCAUACGGUUGAGCGCAGCGGCCAGCGAGGAGAGUGUCUUUGACCUGCAGCGCUUCGUGGGUGCCUGGCAGGUGGCCAUCUUCGAAUGUCAUAACAUCGUUCGGGAGUCCUUGAAGCAAGUGUUGAAUGCGGGGGCGAACACACCUCACAAAUCCGUUCCGCAUAUUGCAUACCAGCUGCAGGAUGUGGCGACGCGCAGGUGUCUCGAGCUGCUCCCGAAGACACUCUCGAUCAUCAAGAUGCACGCCUCACAUAGCGGUAACCACAUGGACAGCUCAGGCCUCUUUCGCUGGGAUACUGGCAUCGUGCGGGACGGCUGCUUCUUCGCGGGCGUGCUCGCCGCCAGCGUGAAGAAGGACGGCGCCGACGACUUCAAGUUGGAGGCCUGUCGCCUGUCUCCGGCCGAUCUGGAGGAGGGCGUCGCACUCACAAUCUCUGCGCUCAGCGAGAUGAACUGGGCGCUGUCCAAGAGCGACGACCGGGAGCAGACGAUCCGCCUAAUCUGGCAGACGAAGUCGUCGAUGCAGUUUUCGACGGGCGACGGGCAGAUGCACUACCGCGUCGAAGCACCUUUUUCGUCGUCGCCGGUCUUCGCGCCUGAUGCGGAGUCCUCGCGGCCUGGGUCUCAGGGCAUGCUGACCGUGCCGACUCAUGUCCACGGUCGUCCUCAACCGCCACCGCUCACUCUGCCCGACGGGCCCAUCCGUGGCAUCGCUUCAGCGCCUACGACCGCCGUGAGCGCUGACGGUAGCGUCUGGUCUUCGUACAGCCCGCCUGGCACGGCUACAUCUGGUACGAACAGCACUAGCACUACUGGCAUGAGCGGAGGAGGCUCACCAAUGUUCGCGAGUCCAGUGUCGACCAUGCCAGUCUUCAAAAGCGACAUGGAGGAUCCGGGCGCAUUCUUUCAGGGGUCGUCCGGUGACCUCGACGCCUUCGGGGUGAUGUCUGUCGACAACAAUCCCGCUUCCGGCGUCGUUGCUGCAGCACCCUUCGACCAUCGCGGUUCCGGCUACAUGGACACGGGCGUUGGCGUCUUCACGCCCGGGACUAUGGGCCCCUCGCCAGGUCCGCCCGAUGUCAACUCCUUCCAAGACGACCACGGUUUCUAUCAUCACUAAUAUCUUGCAAUGUUGACCGCUGCUCAGAGAUCUUGGACUCUUACCGUGUAUGUAUCUUACCCGUCAGUCUAGUCCGUGCUUUCAGCUACUUCCAUUGCUCUCGCAUCCCGCAUGCUUUGCCCCGUGUCCCCCUCUAGAUCAUGCAUCCUUCACACUGUUUUCUAUACAUCAUUCCAUCGCCUGCGCGGAUAUCUGCAUUAUGUCCAUAUCCUAGAUCCCGUUGUUAUCCUACGCUGAAUUCCUAGUGCGCUAUCCGACUGCGUAGCUGCAUACUUACAAGCAUCAAGAGCCCGUCCUACCGUAAUCUGUGCGCCUGCAUCUCCUUAGUUAUCAUCACUACAUAAUUACGCCCCGUACGUACAUAGUCAUUUCGUAUAACGGUAUGAGCUUUGUGCAGCAUUACUCGAGGCGCCUGCGUGCAGGUGCAGCAAUCGCAUGCCCAUGACCUCUU